This is a messenger RNA of Schistocerca nitens (vagrant locust), 2761 nucleotides long. RefSeq names its product CARD- and ANK-domain containing inflammasome adapter protein-like. The transcript has 8 exons. Gene Ontology annotation, cellular component: cytoplasm; nucleus. Gene Ontology annotation, molecular function: ubiquitin protein ligase binding. Gene Ontology annotation, biological process: regulation of proteolysis; proteasome-mediated ubiquitin-dependent protein catabolic process. The coding region runs from base 43 to 2508 and encodes 821 amino acids. NCBI's taxonomy places the organism in Eukaryota, Metazoa, Arthropoda, Insecta, Orthoptera, Acrididae. The record is from RefSeq and is a predicted model, not a curated record.
UCUGCUACAUUGCGCGUCACGUGGUUAUGGUUAGGACAGAGUAUGUCACAACAGGAUGAACAAUUGCAUGCCCUCCUCAGUGAUAAUCAUGAACAGUAUCCUGAACGACAAAAUAGUUUUCCGCUUAAUCCAUCUCAGCCACCACUUCACCAUUUUUCAGGUUCAGCAAAGAUGUCUGAGUUAAAAAAGAAUCCAAACACUCAGACGUGUGACUUUGGUGGUCUCCUGGAGGCGAGAGAUGUGGCGCUCAUAACUUUGGUAGUGGGAGAAACACAGCUGGUGGUACACAGGUCUGUCUUGGUGGCCAAAAGCCCAGUGUUCGCUGCAAUGCUGACCCACGACACAGUGGAGGCCAGCAGCAGUCGCAUCAUCGUCACAGAUGUUGAACCAAAGGUGCUGCAGCAGCUGCUUCUGUUUAUGUACAAGGACUGUGUUCCUCAGCUUUGCAGUAUGGCAACACAGCUCUUGGUGGUCGCAGACAAAUAUUGCGUUCUCGACUUGAAGGCACAGUGCGAACUACAGCUGGUCAUAGAUCUGGCCGUGGAGAAUGUCGUGUCGAGUGCGUUGCUCGCAUUGCGCCAUUCCUGCCCACGUUUGAAGGAAACUGCUGGGCACUUCCUCGAGGCUAACCUCACCAGGGUGAUGGACACAGAAGGAUGGGCAGAGGCAGUACGAAACAACCCAGAAGAAUUCAUGGAACUCAAUCGCCUGCUCGCUUCGACCAGUAACAUUUGUCAGGAGGAGAUGGACAGAAAACUACUCCUGGCAGUUGAAAACAAGAGGCUAAAGGAGGUCGAAGAUCUGCUAGCCACAGGAGCAUACGUGGGGGCACGGGAUGCGAGCGGGAGGAGUACCCUGCACAGUGCAGCUACCACGGAAAUUGCAUCGUGCCUGCUGGAGGCCGGUGCGCUUGUCAGUGCGAGGGACAAGUGGCACCGUACGCCUCUGCAUGCAGCCGUACAGAGGGGCAACACAGAUGUGGCUCGUCAGCUGGUGGGGGCCUCUGGUAAUGUGAAUGCUGCCGACUUGUACGGGGACACGCCACUGCACUUGGCGGCACAAUUGGGCAACUACGAUGCGGUAAAGGUACUGCUGACUGUGGGUGCAGAUAAGGGUGCUAGAAACAAUUUGGGUGAGACACCCUCGGAUGUGGCUGACCGUUAUAAAAAUGAGAGUCUAAUGGCCAUGCUCAGUGUUUCAGGUUCAGCCAAGAUGUUGGAGAUAAAUGGGAAUUCGAAAACCUCAGCAUGUGACUUCAGUGCUCUCCUAGAAGCCAGGGAUGUCGCACUCGUAACAUUGGUGGCGGGAGAAACACAGCUGGCAGUACACAGGUCUGUCUUGGUGGCCAAAAGCCCAGUGUUGGCUGCAAUGCUCGCUCACAACGAGAUGGAGACCGGCAACUGUCGCAUUGUAGUCACAGAUGUUGAGCUGAAGGUGCUGCAGCAGCUGCUGCUGUUUAUGUACAAGGAUAGCACUCCGCAGCUCUGCAGUAUGGCGCCACAGCUCUUGGUGGCUGCAGACAAGUAUUGCAUUCUCGACUUGAAGGGACAGUGCGAACUGCAGCUGGUCGAAGAUCUGUCUGUGGAAAACGUCGUGUCGACUGCAUUGCUCGCAUUGCGCCACUCCUGCCCACAUUUGAAGGAAACUGCUGGGUGUUUCCUCAAGGCUAAUCUUGCCAAGGUGAUGGGCACUGGAGGAUGGGCGGAGGCAGUGCGAAACAAUGCUGAAGAAUUCGUGGAACUCAGUCACUUGCUUGCAACAACCAGGAGUGCUUCUCAGAAGGAAAUGGACAGACAGCUGCUUGAGGCGGCUGAAUCCAGAAGGAGUUUGAAUCGCCUCCUAGCCACAGGGGCAUACGUGGGGGCACGAGACAGGAGGGGGAGGACUGCCCUUCAUUUUGUUGCAGACUACAUGUGUGACAAGGACGACAUAAAGUUGCUGCUGGGAGCUGGAGCAGAUGUGGAGGCACGGGAUUCGAAUGGUAGGACUGUGCUGCACUAUGCAGCUGCAGCUACCUCUUCAUACAAGCAAAGCAGAGAGUGUCUGCGUCAGGCUGGUGCGCGAGUGGAUGCGAGGGACAGGUGGCUCCAAAUACCUCUGCAUUGUGCCGUGCAGGCUGACAAUCUGGAAACUGUUAAGGAGCUUUUGGCAGCCUCCAGUGACGUGAACGCUGCUGAUGUAUAUGGGAACACACCACUACACCUGGCGGCACAGAGGGGCAACGCAAAUGUGGUAAAGGCACUGUUGGACCUGAGAGCAGAAAAGGAUGCCAAGAACAGCUUGAGAGAGACACCUCUGGAUGUGGCCAAGAAGUGUAAUAAUAAUCAGCUGUUAGCCAUUCUUAGGUUUGUGGAUCUGAAAAGUUUUCCUCUUAAAGUGCCUAAAAAGAUGUCUGCUAUAGUGUCUGCAAUGUUGCAAUCCAUGGCUACUCCAUCCUCUUGGUUUUGUGGCCUAGUGUAUGUGUGUAAAGCUGACUCCGCACAGUGCCAUUUUGUGUUGAAGGUGUGAAUUAAUUUUGCACCUGAAGCUUCUCGGCAGAUUAAAACUGUGUGCCAGUUCGAGACUCGAACUCAGGACAUUUGACUUUUGCGUGCAAGUACUCUACCAACGGGAAUAUUACACCUUGUUGGACCGAUUUUGUCACCGUGGAAUGGGGAGCUUCCUGGAUGUGCCUUGUGCCUAUUAGCAUAUGCAUGUAAAGAGAGGAAAAAAUUAUGUCUUUUAAAUAUUUUUACAUUUAUUAAAAGAGCUACAAAAUUAA